GCAAUUACCAGGUGCAUUUGGGUUUGAGUACAAAUACCGAGGUCGUGCCGCAUUUGGAACAGCAUGAGCCAAAUCCAGACUACCUGGUCACUAGUAAAGCUUUCAACAUGCGUCUUUCUUGGAUCCUCGCAACGGCGCUCAGUGCAUGUGCGGCCGUCUCGCAAGAUACCCCGGAGCCCCAGACGCCGAAACUAACGUAUCUAUACACUCUUACCGCCCUGCUUAACUCUUCGAUUGAGAUUGGAACGGGAAUGUACAGCGAUCGCAAAGCAAUACCUAUCAUAGGCGGCAGUUUCAGUGGCCCUCGGCUGAAUGGCACUGUACUCGACCUUGGCGCCGACUGGGGCCUGACGGACCAGAAAGGCGUAUUUCAUCCUGAUACGCGGUAUAACCUGAGGACGCAUGAUGGCGCAAACAUCUACAUCCAGACGAGUGGAUCGCAACAGCCUAACGGCAAGAUCUACCUCAGACAGAUAUUUGAGACUGGCAGCGAUGAUUACUAUUGGCUGAACAAUGUUGUGUCGGUGGGGGUGUUGACUUCUGGGGCGGGUAGUGUGACUAUCGAGGGGUGGACUCUGGACCUGUGAUGGUUGUUUGAUCAUAAGAGGAGAGGUUGUACGCUGUUUUUC
Messenger RNA from Colletotrichum navitas, 629 nucleotides. RefSeq lists its product as uncharacterized. The record is from RefSeq and is a predicted model, not a curated record. The transcript has 2 exons. The coding region runs from base 108 to 587 and encodes 159 amino acids. Lineage: Eukaryota; Fungi; Ascomycota; Sordariomycetes; Glomerellales; Glomerellaceae.